Molecule: messenger RNA, 842 nt
Organism: Drosophila obscura
Lineage: Eukaryota; Metazoa; Arthropoda; Insecta; Diptera; Drosophilidae
Product: mpv17-like protein 2
Exons: 1
Coding region: 1-708 (235 amino acids)
Biological process (GO): mitochondrial ribosome assembly
Cellular component (GO): cytoplasm; membrane
Source: RefSeq, a predicted model, not a curated record
AUGCUAUCCAUUCGCUGCCAGGCCCGGAUCCUCUUCUCAGCCGCCACCAGGAGCGGGCGCCUCAUUAGACUGAACCUCUUGCGAAAUGUUGCCACCGGCACUGGUACUGGUACCAGCACUGGCUCCGGCUCCCGCUCUCGCUCCGAACUGAUGCGAAAGCUGAGUGAGUGGCACGCCAGUGCGUUCAGCAAUAGGUUCCUACUGUUCACCAACGUGGGCAUCUCGCUGACGCUCAGCUGCCUCGGCGAUGUGAUGGAGCAACACUUGGAGAUCUACAACGGGGAGAUUGAACGGUUUGACAGCCUGCGCACCAGUCACAUGGCCACCAGCGGUGUCACCGUGGGCGUUAUUUGCCACUACUGGUACAAGAUGCUAGACAAGCGGAUGCCCGGCCGCAGCAUGCGUGUGGUGGCCAAGAAGAUUGUGCUCGACCAGCUGAUAUGCUCGCCCGUCUACAUCAGCGUCUUCUUUGUCACCCUAGGACUGCUGGAAAAGAAGGAUAAGCACGAGGUGUGGGAGGAGAUCAAGGAGAAGGCCUGGAAGCUGUACGCUGCCGAGUGGACAGUGUGGCCGGCGGCGCAGUUCAUAAACUUCUACUGGAUACCCACCCACUACCGCAUCUUCUACGACAACAUCAUCAGCCUGGGCUACGACGUGCUCACGUCGAAGGUGAAGCACACAAAGUCGCACAUCAAGAAAAUCCCCUAACAUCCACUGUCGCCAAACGCUCGUACCUCAGCCAACAAUAAAUUGUAUUGUAACUAUUUCUUUCGAACACCUUGUAAAUAUAGACGAGCCUAUGUACAUACACUCGGCCACCCCAAAUAUGUUGUUGAUCUGUA